UCUCAUUUCUCUCACCAAUCUUAAAAGAGUUCUCUUUUCUCUUCUCUUCUUCAGUUUUCAGAUUUAAACUGUUUUCCGGUAAAUUAAGCCAGGCUUUUGGUUAUCCGGCGAUAAAAUUGCGUUUAUUAACGGCGAAAACUUUGGGAUCGAGGUGAAUCAGAUAAAAUCUGAAAUCCAACUAAUCUUAAAUUUCCAAGUCUUCUGCUUCUUCUUCUGCAACCAUGGCUAUGGAGGAACAUUGUGAGAGUUUAUGUGACAGAGCUUCUGAUGAGGUUAUCUCUUCCACAGAUGCCUUUUACCUCAAGACAAGAAAGCCUUAUACCAUCACUAAGCAAAGAGAGAAAUGGACAGAAGCAGAGCAUGAGAAGUUUGUAGAAGCUUUGAAACUCUAUGGCAGAGCUUGGAGACGAAUCGAAGAACAUGUUGGAACAAAGACUGCUGUUCAGAUUCGGAGCCAUGCUCAGAAGUUCUUUACUAAGGUUGCUCGUGAUUUUGGUGUUAGCUCUGAGAAAUCCAUUGAGAUUCCGCCUCCAAGACCGAAAAGAAAGCCGAUGCAUCCUUACCCUAGGAAGCUAGUGAUUCCGGAUGCAAAGGAGAUCGCAUACGCUGAGCUAACCGGAACUAAGUUGUAUCAAGAUGAAGAUAACCGAUCUCCAACAUCGGUUUUAUCAGCUCAUGGCUCAGAUGGAUUAGGUUCAAUGGGUUCAAAUUCACCUAAUUCUUCUUCAGCUGAUUACCAACAGGGGCAUGAGUUAUCAUCUCACACAGAGGAAUCAUUGUUUCCAGAAGCAGAGACCAAACAAAGCUUUAAGUUGUUUGGAAAGACUUUUGUAGUUGGUGAUUACAAUUCUUCAACAAGCUCUAAUGAUUCAGAGGAUAUCAAGAAGAAGCAAGACUUUGAAACACAGUCUGUUCAAUGUUCUUCUUCUUCUUCCUCAGAAAACGCUGAGACAGAAUUGACACGAAGAGUAGUACCGGAGUUUAAAAGAAGCGAGAGAUCAGCGUUUUCUCAGUUGAAAUCGUCGGUGAUUGAGAUGAAGAAUAUGAAGGGGUUUAUGCCUUACAAAAAGAGGAUAAAGAUGGAAGAAAACAUUGCCGAUGUAGUAAAAAUGUCAUAUCCUUUGUGGUGAAGUGUUUUUUUUGGUGUAAAAACUCUUUUGGUCUCAACUUCAGUUUCUGUGUAUAGAUUUGUAAGAGAAUGAGAGAAGGUUUUUUUUUUUUUGGAUUACAUUCGUAAGAUAAGUCCAAAGUUCCUUAUAAACCAGUAAGAAAUUGAUGUAUCUAAUAAUUAAAUUUUAAACCUUCCUGAUUCUAGUUUGUUAUUCUGCAAGCUCCUUCUACGUACAAAAGAGCUGGCAAGCAAGUUGAGCUGUGGUUAAGAGUUAUAAUGAUUGAUUA
Molecule: messenger RNA, 1398 nt
Organism: Thlaspi arvense
Lineage: Eukaryota; Viridiplantae; Streptophyta; Magnoliopsida; Brassicales; Brassicaceae
Source: the annotation of a GenBank genome assembly